Messenger RNA from Oldenlandia corymbosa var. corymbosa, 1059 nucleotides. Lineage: Eukaryota; Viridiplantae; Streptophyta; Magnoliopsida; Gentianales; Rubiaceae. The record is from the annotation of a GenBank genome assembly.
CUCCACUCUCUAAUAUUCCUCUAUCUAUAUAUCUAUAUAUAUAGCUUGUAUCUAUCUAAUUGUGGUCAUCAGUUGUUUGUCACUUCAGCCGUACACAAGAAAAAAAAAACAUGGGACUUAACGUUUAUGGACAUGUGAUCACCCCUGCAACACAACGUGUGUUGGCUUGCUUGUCCGAAAAAGAGCUCGAAUUUGAGCUCGUCCAACUUAACAUGGCUGCUGGAGAACACAACAAGGAGCCCUUCCUCUCUCUUAAUCCAUUUGGUGUUGUUCCAGCAAUGGAAGAUGGUGACCUCACGCUCUUUGAUUCAAGGGCAAUUGUGAAGUAUAUUGAACAAGCAUACAAAGACAAAAAACCACUGGCUUCCGAUGAUCCGAAGAAGAUGGGUCCGGUGUAUUCAUGGUUAGAAGCCGAAUCUCUACAAUUUGAUCCGGCGGCCAUAAUGCUCACAUUCCAUCUAUGUAUAGCGCCGAUGAUGGGCCUGCCGACCGACGAAGCCGUGGUGGAGGAGAAGGAGGCAAAAUUGGGUAAAGUUCUUGACGUGUACGAGGAUCGAUUGUCGGAAUCCAAGUACUUAGGUGGCGACAGCUUCACCAUGGUGGAUCUUUUCCAUUUGCCUAACGUCAAUUAUUUGAUGGGUACAAAGGUCAGGGCAUUGUUUGAAGCUCGUCCUCAUGUUAAAGCCUGGGUUGAUGAUAUCUUGGCCAGGCCAUCUUGGGCUAAGGUGGUCGCCAUGAUCAAAUCGCAAUCCUAAACUUUUACGAAAAUUUCAUGAGAUGCAAUAAAAUUUCAAAUCCGUGCAAUAAGAACCAAACCUCAGCCUCCGAACUCUAAAGUCCAUUUUUUGGCAAUUAUUUUGAUUUUGAAGAUUGGAUUGCCAAGAAAAUUGACAUUUUGGUAAAGAUUAAUACAGUAGUAGUACUUGAAUUUCCCGUAACGAUGCUGGCAUGAAGAUGGCCUUCUUAAUUUCCUAUUCCUCAACUGAUUCCUGCCUCCCGGUCUUGGUUCAACUUGAUCUCAAUUUGAUUCAUAUUGGCAAUUGAUUGAAAAGAACUGGC